ACCUUUUGCACAAAUGGCAAUAAUUUUGUUUCUACUUACACAUGUACUUCAAGCAAUAACUACCUCCAUAUUAGUUGGAAACAUAGGCUGGUAUUAGUAGGUUUGCUAUGCUGAAAGCUGCAAACUACCUCGAGUAUACUCAAUUUUAUCUCAUAAGAAAGGACUUUAAAUAAAAAUCUCAGGAACCUAUAUUUUGUUCUCGGUUCUUUGGUUAAGUUCUUUUGGGUGCAAAAAGGAUUACUCCAGGAGCACCAAAAAGGUAUGCCAGUUGCCGACUUUCAACCAGUGAGCAUCUUACGAGCAGCUAUUGUUACCCUCAGCAGAGAGCAUAGUAAUUUUGUUAAGAGGGUCACGAUCCUUGCAGGAUUGAGGAAGAUGCCAUUUAUAAUGGAGCCUGGUCGCUAUGAUUUUAAGAACAAGAUAUGUGGAAUAGACGAUGAGCCAAUGCGCCGUUUGGUUUGAUUAAAAAUAGAAGCUUUUGCUGUCAGUUGAAUUUAUUAAAUUUUAUUCCUAUUGUAUUGUGCUUAGUUUAUGGGUGGAAAAGCAGUAGGUGACUUGACAAUGAUAGAAUUGGCAUAUACUGUUUUAAUUGCAUUAUCAUCAUUCACUAAUGUUUCAUAAGCUAACCAAGACAGUGGAAGUUAACAAUUUCUGGUGUAAAGAAUCUCAAAUUCACAGUAUUUGGAGUUGCAUUCAGAGUCAUGCUGGCUUACUCAAUCUCUGUAUAGUGGUGCUUAUUGCCGUAAACAGCAGGCUGAUUAUUGAGAAUUUGAUGAAGUAUGGCUUGUUAAUUGGGUCAGGCUUCUGGAGUAGUUCAACAUCAGUAAGAGAUUGGCCACUUCUGAUGUGCUGUCUUAGUCUUCCGAUUUUCCCUCUUGCUGCUUUUCUUGUCGAGAAAAUGGCACAGAAGAAGUAUAUGACUGAACAUGUAGUUGUCACUCUUCACAUAAUUAUAACGACAGCUUCCAUUUUGUAUCCAGUUCUGGUCAUCCUCAGGUGUGAUUCUGCUUUUCUAUCGGGUGUCACACUGAUGAUGUUUGCUUGCAUUGUGUGGAUGAAACUAGUUUCUUAUGCACAUACAAAUUAUGAUAUGAGACAGCUUGCAAAGUCUGUGAAUGAGGGUGAGAAUUCCGAAAUCAACUACUCUUACAAUGUUAGUUUCGAGAGUUUGGCUUACUUCAUGGUUGCUCCAACUUUAUGCUAUCAGCUUAGCUAUCCUCGCUCUGCAUCCAUUCGGAAGGGUUGGCUGGCCCGCCAACUCAUCAAGCUGGUAAUUUUUACAGGAUUAAUGGGAUUUAUCAUUGAGCAGUAUAUUAACCCGAUUGUGCGAAGCUCACGACAUCCAUUUGAAGGAAACCUUUUAUACGCCAUCGAGAGGGUAUUGAAGCUUUCAGUUCCAAUUUUAUAUGUCUGGCUCUGCAUGUUCUACAGCCUCUUUCAUCUUUGGUUAAAUAUACUUGCGGAAGUUCUGCGAUUUGGGGAUCGUGAGUUCUAUAAAGAUUGGUGGAACGCAAAAACAAUUGAUGAGUAUUGGAGACUUUGGAAUAUGCCUGUACAUAAGUGGAUGGUUCGUCACAUCUAUUUCCCAUGCUUAAGAAAUGGCAUACCUAAGGGAGUUGCAAUGGUGAUCUCUUUCUUUAUAUCUGCUGUUUUCCAUGAGCUGUGUAUUGCUGUUCCUUGUCGGCUAUUCAAGUUUUGGGCAUUCCUUGGAAUCAUGUUUCAGAUUCCCUUGGUCAUACUAACGAACUUCCUGCAAAACAAGUUCAAAAACUCGAAUGUGGGCAACAUGACAUUCUGGUGCUUUUUCUGCAUUGUUGGUCAACCAAUGUGUGUGCUUCUGUAUUACCAUGAUGUGAUGAAUAGAAAUGGUAGCUCAAGUUAAAGCUUCAUCGUCGAUCAUUUUGUUGGACCGCGACUCACUAGUGAGUAUCGCAGUUUUGAACUAUCUGAUGCUUUACUUAUAUGCUUGAAAUGGAGAAAAUUCUUUUCUAAAAUUUGACACCAAGGAAUUGAACAGAAUUGUUGCUUUGUAUUAUAUCUUUCUUUUGAUAUUUAAGAAAUGUAUAUCAUUUUUUGUUGAGGUAAAAUGUAAUAAGCUCAAAUUAGUGAUAGUGUUCUAAUUUCGAAUUUUCCCUAUUUACUAUUUGA
This is a messenger RNA of Solanum lycopersicum (tomato), 2148 nucleotides long. RefSeq names its product diacylglycerol O-acyltransferase 1. The record is from RefSeq and is a predicted model, not a curated record. NCBI's taxonomy places the organism in Eukaryota, Viridiplantae, Streptophyta, Magnoliopsida, Solanales, Solanaceae. Gene Ontology annotation, biological process: triglyceride biosynthetic process. Gene Ontology annotation, cellular component: endoplasmic reticulum membrane; chloroplast envelope. Gene Ontology annotation, molecular function: diacylglycerol O-acyltransferase activity.